Messenger RNA from Trichomycterus rosablanca, 3793 nucleotides. RefSeq names its product CAP-GLY domain containing linker protein 2 (gene clip2). Gene Ontology annotation, molecular function: microtubule plus-end binding. Gene Ontology annotation, cellular component: cell cortex; microtubule plus-end; nucleus. The coding region runs from base 202 to 3189 and encodes 995 amino acids. The transcript is spliced from 17 exons. The record is from RefSeq and is a predicted model, not a curated record. Lineage: Eukaryota; Metazoa; Chordata; Actinopteri; Siluriformes; Trichomycteridae. Gene Ontology annotation, biological process: cytoplasmic microtubule organization.
GUGUGUGUGCAGGGAGUGGCUGCUACUCUCCAACCUCAUGCCGGCAGAUUGGGAUUAUUUCAUUCAGAAGAAAAGCUGAAGUUUUUGUGCCUGUGCGGUUAUUAAAUCUGGACUGUAUGAGUCCUACAGGUAAAAUGGAAAGAGUGACGCACCAUCUGACCCUCUAGUGCCUUCCGAAUAUAUCCCUCUGCGUCGGACACCAUGAACAUGCUAAAGUCAGGAGCCCUGAAGAUCCCCGGCAGGGGUCCGAAGCACUCCAGCUCAGCCGGACGCAACGCCACGGUGCAGGCGUCCUCCCCUGCAUCCCAGAAAGACAAUGUUCUACACAAGCAGCCCCAGACGACCCCGAGCAGCAACGCCUCGGACAAGUCCAGCUCAAAAGCCUCAGAAGUGGGCGACGAAGCGCCCAGCGACUUCUCCCUGGCCGAGUGCGUGUGGGUGAACGGCGUGAAGCCGGGCCGCGUGGCCUAUCUGGGCGAGACCCAGUUCGCCCCGGGACAGUGGGCCGGCGUCGUCCUGGACGAGCCCGUGGGGAAGAACGACGGCUCGGUGGGUGGCGUGCGCUACUUCGAGUGCCUCCCGCUGCAGGGUAUAUUCACCCGGCCCUCCAAACUCACGCGCCAGCCCGCGGCCGACGGGGGCGACCCGGGGGACCCCCUGGCAGGGCCGAACUGCCAGACGGGCGCGGGCGGGCAGCGUGUGGUCAUGCCUUUGAGAGAGGGGAUACUAAACAGCGCCACGAAGACAGGCAACGAGUCCGGAUCCAACAUGUCCGACAGCGGCUCGGUGAAGAAGGGCGGGGAGAAGGAUCUGAGAGUCGGGGACCGUGUUCUGGUGGGCGGAACUAAAACCGGCGUGGUGCGCUACGUGGGCGAGACGGACUUCGCCAAGGGCGAGUGGUGUGGCGUGGAGCUGGACGAGCCUCUCGGGAAGAACGACGGAGCCGUGGCCGGGACCAGGUACUUCCAGUGCCCGCACAAGUUCGGCCUGUUCGCCCCGAUCCACAAGGUGAUCCGCAUCGGCUUCCCGUCCACCAGUCCGGCCAAGGCUAAGAAGAGCAAGCGCGUGGCCAUGGGCGUGUCCUCGCUGGCUCACAGUCCCAGCAGCUCGUCCAUCAGCUCCGUCAGCUCGGUGGCCUCCAGCGUGGGCGGCAGACCCAGCCGUACCGGCCUGCUCACGGAGACGUCGUCGCGGUACGCUCGCAAGAUCUCGGGCACCACGGCGCUCCAGGAGGCCCUGAAGGAGAAGCAGCAGCACAUCGAGCAGCUCCUGGCCGAGCGAGACCUGGAACGCGCCGAGGUGGCCAAAGCCACCAGUCAUAUCUGCGAGGUGGAGAAGGAACUGAGCGCGCUCAAGGCUCAGCACCUACAGUAUGUGACGGAAACAGAGAGCAGCCUGCAGCAGGUACAAAGCUUAUUGGCCAACGCGCAAAGAGAUAAAGUGGAACUGGCCAAUCAGCUUGAAGAGGAGAAAAGGAAAGUGGAGGACCUGCAGUUCAGAGUGGAGGAGGAAUCCAUCACCAAAGGAGAUCUCGAGACUCAGACCAAACUGGAGCAUGCCCGUAUUCGGCAGCUCGAGCGGAAUCUGCGUUUGGAAAAGUCCAAAGCAGACAAGCUUCAAAAAGAGUUAGAGGAGAAGAUGCAAUCUACGGUCGAGGAGAAAAGCCGUGUGAUGCUGCUGGAGGAGGAAUUAACCCUGCGUAAGGCCGAGGUGGAGGAGCUGCAGGCCAGGCUGCAUAGGGCGUCCCCAGAGGCGGAGGGCGAGGACGCCACCCCCAGCUCGGAGGCCCUCGCUCUGCGAGAGCGCCUGGAAUCUGCCCGGCGCGAGGAGAGCACCCAGCUGCGCGAGCGCUACGAGACCAUGCUGAGCGCCGGGCGUCAGGAAACGGAGCGACUCCGCGCCACCACCGAGCGCCAGGCCGCGGAGCUCACCAAGCUACGUCAGAGGCUCCAGCAGGCCACGCGCGAGAACAUGGAGAUGAUGGACGGCUGGAAGACCAAGCUGGACGGUCUGGUCGGGGACCACCAGCGCGCCCUGGAGGAGCUCAAAUCCUCGCUGCUGGGCGACCCCAAAGCCCCCGGGUCCGACGGAGCGGACGGAGAAGGGCCCGUGCCCGAAACGAGGGCCGCCGUGGAGAGCCUGAGGAUGGAGCAGCAGCUGGAGACGGAGAACCUCAAGGCCAAGCACGAGAUCGAGAUCGCCGUGCUGGCCAAGGAGCGCGAAGAGCUUCGAGCCAAGGUCCAGGAGCUUCAGGACAAGCUGGAGGAGAGCGGACAGGAGUUCCUGGAUCCGCCCGAGAAGCUCCAGGAGGCCGAGCUGAGGGCGGCCGAGCUGAGGGGGCGGCUGGAGCUGGCCGAGAAGAAGAUGGCAGACUACGAGGCGCUGCAGAGCGCCGAGGCGCAGAGCAAGGCCGAAAUCCGAGACCUGCAGGAGAGGCUGAGGGUCAGCGAGAACCGACUUCAGGCCGUGGACGCCGAUCGUAUCGGCCAGGAUGACAAAGUGAUAGAAAACAACGACACCUCCGAAGAGAAGAUCACGUUAAAGCAGAACAUGGAAGAAACGUUGGAGAAGCUGGCGAAGCGAGAAAAAGAAGUGUCCACUCUUACCACACAAGUGGACGACCUCAAAACGCAGAUCGCAGCAUUAGAGGGUAAAAUCCACACGGGAGAGAAGAAGACUGACGCCCUCCUCGGGGAGAAGGCCCGUCUGGAGUCCGAGCUGGAGGCCAUCACCAAGAAAUCCCACGAUGCAUCGGGCCAGCUGGUCGUCAUUAGCCAGGAGCUUUUGAAGAAAGAGAGGAGUCUGAACGAGCUGCGCGUCCUGCUGCUCGACUCGCCGCGCCACUCCGCGGGCGUGGAGCGCGACCUGAGUCGCGACGGGCACAAGGCCGAGUGGAAGGUGAAGGAGCAGAAGCUGCAGGACGACAUCAAGAGCCUGAGAGAGAAACUUCUGCUGCUGGGACGGGAGAGGUCGUCACCCGAGCACCGACGAUUUUCCAUGAUGGAGGCCACAGGGACGGACGCCGAGGUGGCACGGCUGCGCCAGCGGCUCCUCAGCACGGAGGAAGCCCUGAGGAACGCGCUGGAGCAUAACCAGCAAGUAGACCAGCUGGUACAGGCCAUGAGAACCCGCCCGGAUAAAAGCCAGGCGUACAGCAGCGCAAAUUCUGCCAAUGGGAUCCAUCAAUGAGACGCCACCUUCACCACAGAGGAACAGCACUGAUGAUGGGGACGCUGAGGCAAAGCUGAAUGAGGAGCCAACUAAUGCCUCACUGGACGUCUUCUCAUUUUUUGUUCACGUUUAGCGACACCAUGACUUGAUAGUAAAUGGAACGACAUGUAAACAAUGUGUGAGAUGCUAUUUAACCAUGAAGAGGUACGUUUGGGUUGCGGUUUUAGUUUCGGACCACUGAUCCAACCUGAAAACUACCUCCAGUAUGGACGAGCAUUCACCAGAAGGAAAGCAAGCAUCGGUCCUCCAUAAUGCUCCAGACUGACCAGGAUACUAUGAGGACAACUCUGGCCUGGAUUUAUGCGUGUUUAAUUUAUUUGCCUUUCAUGCUGUUGAAGCUAGACUCGAUAGUGCUCUGAUUUUUCGCCUUGAAAGGCUUCUCUCUGUUAGACUGUGUAGUCGAUUAAAAAAUGGGACUCUGAAUUCUUGUGCUCUUAUUCUUCAUGUACUGUACACAUGCCACAGUGUUCUAGUGACGUCUAGCUGCAGCCUCACACAUCAAACUUAGCUUGGGCAAGAAGCUUCAGGCUGGUCAAUGGAAUAAAGAAAAAAUACAAUUAAA